Molecule: messenger RNA, 1334 nt
Organism: Olea europaea var. sylvestris
Lineage: Eukaryota; Viridiplantae; Streptophyta; Magnoliopsida; Lamiales; Oleaceae
Exons: 2
Coding region: 1-1158 (385 amino acids)
Source: RefSeq, a predicted model, not a curated record
AUGAAUAGAAAAAUUCAUUCGUCCAUCCUCCUAAUUCUUCGUCGACUCAAAACAUUCUCAUUCUUUAUUUUUCUAAAAGCUGCUCUCACUUUGAGAGUAGAGAUUGAGGAUUCAGAUGCAAAUUUGACUGUCAUGGAAAUAUAUAUUUCACCUUUUCCUACUAACAUAUCAAUCCUUUUCUUAUCUCCCAUGAUGAGUCAUUCUUCAUCUACUGCUACCUCAGUCAGUGGUUUCUACAACUUCCUCACAAAAGAAGUUGAUAAUCUUGACACUUUGUUCCUUUCUGAGAAUUUCAUGUCAAUCAAUUUUCUUCAACAUGUUCUAUCAACCCUUCGAUCUUUCCAUUCCCAGUUAACGGUUUUGGUUCAAAGGUUACAAUUGCCUGUUGGAGAAAAAUGGCUUGAUGAAUACAUGGACGAAAGCUCAAGGCUCUGGGAAGCCUGUCAUGAGCUAAAAUCCAGGGUAUCGUCAAUGGAGAAUUUCUACUCAGCUGGUAUUAAUGUAGCUUCUUUGAUUGAUCAGCAUCAGGUUUUCAAUGCUCAACUUUCCAGUCAGGUAAUUCGGGCGAUCUAUGGUAGCCAAAGAGAAAUAUUGGCACUGGAAGAGGAAAACAAGACCUUACUAGAAACAAGAAUGCAAACUCUAUCUCUGAGAUUCGAGCAGAAUGUCUCAAUAGAAUCAAAGUUCAACAAGAUUAAUGGUUUUGGAGGUGUUCUUUAUGCAAUGAGGAACCUAAACUCAGUUCUUCUGGUGAUCUUACUCGGCGGCCUCGUAUACUAUUGGCCGGAAACAAGUUUUUGCCAAUGGGACAACGAAGGAAAUAUCCUAUUCGGUUCAGGCUUCAUGGUUUCGACUGCAACGUUGCUUCAAAGAGUGGCGUCUGCGGCCAUAAAUCAUACAGGAGGACAGCCGGGAGUUCUUGUGUACGAGUUUCGAAGAGCAAGAUUUGCAAUGGAGGAGCUGAAAGUGGAAAUGGAGAGAGUUGUUGAGUACGAGGAAUUGGAAUUUGAUAAUAUGCACGAAAAGGUUGAAAACUUGAAGAGUUGCUUUACAGUGCUGAAAUGUGGGACUGAGAGCAUAAUAGGGCAACUUGAUGACUUGUUUGAUGAAAUAGUUGAAGGGAGGAAGACGCUUCUUGACAUGUGUUCUCAUCGAUAGAUAGAGGGGUGAUUUAUUUCUUCUGUUUUUCUAUGCUGCCAUUAUCUGUUUUUGAAAGCAUUGGAACGAUGACGAAGUAAGCUUAUCGGCUACAUGAAUUCUUUUCUACCACUUACUUCGACUGAAAGAUCUAAAAUAACUAGAUUCUUACGCAUCACCACAUUUGUUUAAGUCUA